Molecule: messenger RNA, 816 nt
Organism: Budorcas taxicolor (takin)
Lineage: Eukaryota; Metazoa; Chordata; Mammalia; Artiodactyla; Bovidae
Gene: TMEM126A
Product: transmembrane protein 126A
Exons: 5
Coding region: 144-737 (197 amino acids)
Biological process (GO): mitochondrial respiratory chain complex I assembly
Cellular component (GO): mitochondrion
Source: RefSeq, a predicted model, not a curated record
AAAAUGGCCGCGUCCGGGCGACUCGAGCGGAGCGUGGCGUGAGCCCUCGCGGGGCCAGCGAAGAGCCGCGGAGGCCGCGGCUGCACGGAGGCGCGCGUAAGAUACACAUUAUUGAAAAAUGACAUUUUAAUUUAAGGCUCAAGAUGGAAAAUCAUGAACCAGAUGGUACUAUCAUCAAGGAGAACUUAAUUGAUAUCAUAGCCAGAAAAAUUAACCAACUCCCAGAAGCAGAAAGGAAUCUGCUUGAAAAUGGAUCAACUUAUGUUGGACUUAAUGCUGCUCUCUGUGGCCUAAUAGCAAAUAGCCUUUUUCGACGCAUCUUACAUGUGACACAGGCUCGUAUAGCUGCUGGCUUACCAAUGGCAGUGAUCCCAUUUUUGACAGCAAAUGUAUCUUACAAAGGUUUUGUAAGUUUACCUUUGAAUACAGGUGAUCUGCAUUGUGAAACAUGCACCGUAACACGAGGCGGAUUGGUUGGUCUUGUUUUUGGUGGCCUGUACCCUGUUUUCUUGGCUAUCCCUGUGAAUGGUGGCCUAGCAGCUAGGUAUAAUUCAGCCCUGCUACCAGAGAAAGGAAACAUCUUCAAUUACUGGAUUAGGAUUUCUAAGCCUGUCUUUAGAAAGAUGUUAUUUCCCAUUUUGCUCCAGACUGGGUUUGCUGCAUACCUCGGGUCUAGACAAUAUAAACUACUUAUAAAGGCUCUUCAGUUACCAGAACCUGGCCUAGAAAUUGAGUGAUUGUUAAGCGAAUCUGUACACAAAAAUAAAACUAUAAAAAUAACCUACAUCUGAUUAUGAAUAAACAGAGACUUGUACA